GAUAGAUGCUGUGGUGGUUUGAAAAUGAAGAGCAUCAGGCGGAAAUAUUGGGGGUUAAAACAUGGAGUUCGAGGAAUUCACCAUCUCCGACGAUCAGCUAGCAGGAGAGACCGGCGGCUCCCAAGCUGCUUCUGCAAAGACUUUCCUGAAGAGGCAAAGGGCAGAUUCUGACAUGGCGUCCCAAUCCGUUGAAGAGGCCUUUAUCAACCUCGGCUUGAGGCUGAGGGAGGUUGGGGGAAUUGGACCGCUUACAGCGGACCAGUUGGGGAUGAGCUCUCCUUCCGAGGUUGCCCGGCUAAAGAAGGAGAAGGAGGAGAUGACUCUCAUCCUGAAGAGCCAGACGGACGAGCUGACCAGGCUUUCUGGGAUGGCCGGGUCAAUGAAGGCGGAGAUCUCCCAGCUGAAGGAGGAGAACGACCAGCUGAUGGAUGAAGUCUCUGAAGCCAAGAGGGAGAUGGCAAAAGAGGAAGAAACCUUCCCCGGGCGCGCAGCCGCUUGGGUGGAAGAGAACAUGGCGGAAGCUGCCCGGGUAAUAACGGCAACUCCGGAAGUUACGAUGGAAUCUUUGAGGUUCCUUUACCGGGAGCCUGAAGGGAGGACGAUGAUUACCGCGAUUGGAUCCUUCGGAUUCAAGAGCGGUCAAAAGAAAGACCGGAUCGCUUCCCAUCGGAUUCUAUUGAAGAGAGACCCGGAUUUCACUACAGCUUCCUACGGCCUGGCUCCCAACCCAGAGGAAGAGCCUACUCCCCCCUUCCUCUUAGAUUAGGAUCUCCCCGGCUGUGUCCAGUUGUGUUUUAAAACUUAAGAAUCUUCAAUUUCCCGGGAAUGCUCGGUGCAUUUUGUAAACAAUUAACAUUCAACUUUCGAAGUUCAAAUGCAUGUUUACUUUUCAACCCGGGCAUAUUUGUUUUUUCUUCGAAUGCUUCUUGUUUGAUAUUCUGCCCUUAGGAUGUUUCCAUA
Molecule: messenger RNA, 960 nt
Organism: Cuscuta campestris
Lineage: Eukaryota; Viridiplantae; Streptophyta; Magnoliopsida; Solanales; Convolvulaceae
Source: the annotation of a GenBank genome assembly